Cajanus cajan (pigeon pea) is the source of this 2654-nucleotide messenger RNA. RefSeq names its product bZIP transcription factor 17. Gene Ontology annotation, molecular function: DNA-binding transcription factor activity. Lineage: Eukaryota; Viridiplantae; Streptophyta; Magnoliopsida; Fabales; Fabaceae. The record is from RefSeq and is a predicted model, not a curated record. Gene Ontology annotation, cellular component: nucleus; endoplasmic reticulum membrane. Gene Ontology annotation, biological process: regulation of DNA-templated transcription.
AAAAUUCCCAAAACCCAUAGACGCAGAAACCAGAAACCUUCGUUCUCUGUUCUCCGAAACCCUCCUCCAUGACCCGGUCAAUGGAUGCCGUAGAGCCGCCGCCGCCGGCGUCCGAUCUCUUAUUCGACGAUUUCUCCGCCGCGUUCGACAACCUCCCCUUCCCUUCCAUGGACUCGCUGUUCAACACCGACGCGCUUCCCUCCGCCUCCGAUCUGGAAUUCGGCAUGGAUUUCGACGGCAACGGAGAAUUCGAAAUCACCUUCGAAGACCUCGACAACAUCUGCAUCCCCUCCGACGCCGACGAUUUCCUUCUCCCCGACGCGUGUAACCCUAGCAACGACUCGAUCCACGAUUCUUCAUCAAAGAAUCCCGAUUGCCAAGUCAUCAAUUCCGAUUCGCCGCAUUCAGUCGCGUCUGCGGUUUCCGGAGAUCGGAGCCCCGACGUGUCUAGGUUUUUCAAUUCGCAAGCGUCGGACUCGGUUUCAGAGGAUGAUUCGUGCAAGCAGGGUUCGCACGACGCGGUUGAUGUCAAGGCUUCGUCGCCGGAGACAGAAUUUUGCGACCGGGAAGAGUCUUCUAACGAACCGGUUUCGUCUCAUGGUUCGGGCAACGGUGGAUCGGGUGUAUAUGAAGCCAUGAACUCGCCCUCACCGGAUUAUGGCUCUUACGAGAGGGACAUAACGUCGUCUCGGGCACAUGCAGUUAUGGAAAAUGGUGUAAAAUUGGAGGAAAUCGGUGAUCUGAAGAGAAAGAAAGAGGGUUCUGAAGGAAGUGCUGAGAAGAGAACCUCCAAGUAUAGAAGGUUCUCUUCCUCGGUGGAGAACAAGACUGAGAAAGAGUCUCUUUCUGAUGUGAAUGCAAUUGAUGAUGACGAUGAGAAAAGGAAGGCGAGGUUGAUGAGGAAUAGGGAAAGUGCACAGCUUUCUAGGCAGAGGAAGAAGCAUUACGUGGAGGAGCUUGAGGAGAAGGUGAGAUCGAUGAAUUCCAUCAUUGCUGAUUUGAGUAGUAAGAUUUCAUACAUGGUGGCUGAGAAUGCUACUCUUAGACAGCAAGUGGGGGCUGGUGUGAUGUGUCCUCCACCUGCUGCAGGGAUGUACCCUCAUCAUCCUCCAAUGGCACCCAUGCCUUAUCCUUGGAUGCCAUGUGCUCCCUAUGUUGUCAAGCCUCAAGGGUCUCAGGUUCCCUUGGUCCCCAUUCCUAGGUUGAAGCCUCAGCAACCUGCUUCUGCCCCCAAGGGUAAAAAGUCUGAGAGUAAGAAGGCUGAGGUGAAAACUAAGAAGGUUGCUAGUAUUAGUUUGUUGGGUUUGUUUUUCUUUAUCAUGCUUUUUGGUGGGCUUGUUCCUCUGGUGGAUUUUAAGUUUGGAGGUUUAGUGGACAAUGUUCCUGGUACUGGUAUGUCUAGCUAUGUUAGUGAUAGGGUGUAUGGUCAUGGUGGAGGGAAGGUUUGGCCUUUGAGUAAUGGUCAUAGGAAUGGGUCUGAAAGAGAUGAAGAAGUAGGGUUUUCUAAUGGGAGGUUUAGUGUUUCUGAUCGAGUGAAUAAUGAGAGAGGCCGGCGUUUAGGAGAAGAAAAGGGUGAUCGGCAAGGCCCGGAUGAUUCUGGUCGUCAGGGCAAUGCCAGUGAGCCUCUGGUUGCUUCUUUGUAUGUUCCUAGGAAUGAUAAGAUGGUGAAGAUUGAUGGAAACUUGAUUAUCCAUUCUAUUAUGGCCAGUGAGAAAGCCAUGGCAUCUCAAACUGCUGAGGCGAAGAAGGACAAGAGAGAAACUGGUUUGGCCAUUCAUAAUGACUGGGAUUCUGCGUUGGCUAUUCCUGAAGUUGGAAGAAACAGAGGUCAACAUCCAAACGUGUAUAGGGUUCCUGCCGAACAGAGGAAGGCUCUUGGCUCUGGUUCAACCAAAGCUUUGAAGGACCAUAUGAAGUCUUCUGCAACUGAUGGUAAAAUGCAACAGUGGUUCCGUGAAGGCCUUGCAGGGCCAAUGUUAAGUUCUGGCAUGUGCACUGAAGUUUUCCAGUUUGAUGUUUCUCCAAGUCCUGGAGCUAUAGUUCCUGCAACAUCAGUAGCCAAUGUUUCUAACGGAAAACGUCAGAAUGCUACAACUGUCAAAAAGACCGGGAAUAGAAGAACCCUUCAUGGGCUCCCGGAUACGCUUACUGGAUCUAGUCUGAACAUAACUGAAGAACAUGUAAAGAACUUGCAGAAAAACCACCUGGGUAAUAAAUCCUCUAUGGUGGUUUCAGUCCUUGUUGAUCCCAAAGAGGCCGGUGAUGGUGAUGUUGAUGGCAUGAUGAGACCAAAGUCACUCUCUCGGAUUUUUGUGGUUGUGCUAAUUGAUAGUGUCAAGUAUGUAACUUACUCGUGUGGUCUGCCUCGUGCUUCUCCCCAUUUGGUGACGGCCGGUAAAAUGUUUUGAUCCAGCUGAAACCAUCUAACCUGAAAUCUAGUAUCUGUAACGAAGUGUGUGGGGACUGGGAUUCAAAGAUACUCACCUCCAGUUUUGUACAUAAUAACAUAUUUAAAGUAGCAGAGGCUUAAAAAUAUACUUGAGAGUUUAGAAGCUGGACUUGAAUGGGGUUGACCAACUGUCUUGUACUCAGUUAAGAGACCUCUCUUAUAAACUUAAUAAUAUAUUCCGACCCUAGAAUUUAUAAGCGGAUCC